AUGCUAAGCGCACAAAACAACAAGAAGCAGGAUAUCACGACUGACGGCGAGGCUGUCAACAACGGCGCAUGCACCUCAUCCGUCCCUGCAUUCCCUUUGAGUGGAGCACCAUGUGGACUGUCCUGGAGACGGCGCAUGGAACCCCUGUUGUGCUUAUAA
Molecule: messenger RNA, 159 nt
Organism: Bipolaris zeicola 26-R-13
Lineage: Eukaryota; Fungi; Ascomycota; Dothideomycetes; Pleosporales; Pleosporaceae
Exons: 1
Coding region: 1-159 (52 amino acids)
Source: RefSeq, a predicted model, not a curated record